Messenger RNA from Pan troglodytes (chimpanzee), 1796 nucleotides. RefSeq names its product thrombopoietin (gene THPO). The transcript has 6 exons. Gene Ontology annotation, biological process: positive regulation of hematopoietic stem cell proliferation; thrombopoietin-mediated signaling pathway; cell population proliferation. The record is from RefSeq and is a predicted model, not a curated record. The coding region runs from base 91 to 1653 and encodes 520 amino acids. NCBI's taxonomy places the organism in Eukaryota, Metazoa, Chordata, Mammalia, Primates, Hominidae. Gene Ontology annotation, molecular function: hormone activity; cytokine activity. Gene Ontology annotation, cellular component: extracellular region.
AUGUCCAGGGAAAAGAAAUUUGGAUAGCCAGGGAGUGAAAACCCCACCAAUCUUAAACAAGACCUCUGUGCUUCUUCCCCAGCAACACAAAUGUCCUGCCAGAUUCCUCCUGGAAAAAAACUUCUGCUGCUGUCCCCCUCCAGGUCCCAGGUUGCCCAUGUCCAGGAAAAGAUGGAUGCCCCUAUCCAAAUCUUCUCCGUGGUGUGUGUGGGUGGAGGAGUGGACCCUGGUCCAGGCAGGGGCUCCAGGGAAGAGAAGGCGUCACUUCCGGGGGCCUUCACCAGUGUCUGGUGGCUCCCUUCUCUGAUUGGGCAGAAGUGGCCCAGGCAGGCGUAUGACCUGCUGCUGUGGAGGGGCUGUGCCCCACCGCCACAUGUCUUCCUACCCAUCUGCUCCCCAGAGGGCUGCCUGCUGUGCACUUGGGUCCUGGAGCCCUUCUCCACCCGGAUAGAUUCCUCAUCCUUGGCCCGCCUUUGCCCCACCCUACUCUGCCCAGAAGUGCAAGAGCCCAAGCCGCCUCCAUGGCCCCAGGAAGGAUUCAGGGGAGAGGCCCCAAACAGGGAGCCACGCCAGCCAGACACCCCGGCCAGAAUGGAGCUGACUGAAUUGCUCCUCGUGGUCAUGCUUCUCCUAACUGCAAGGCUAACGCUGUCCAGCCCGGCUCCUCCUGCUUGUGACCUCCGAGUCCUCAGUAAACUGCUUCGUGACUCCCAUGUCCUUCACAGCAGACUGAGCCAGUGCCCAGAGGUUCACCCUUUGCCUACACCUGUCCUGCUGCCUGCUGUGGACUUUAGCUUGGGAGAAUGGAAAACCCAGAUGGAGGAGACCAAGGCACAGGACAUUCUGGGAGCAGUGACCCUUCUGCUGGAGGGAGUGAUGGCAGCACGGGGACAACUGGGACCCACUUGCCUCUCAUCCCUCCUGGGGCAGCUUUCUGGACAGGUCCGUCUCCUCCUUGGGGCCCUGCAGAGCCUCCUUGGAACCCAGCUUCCUCCACAGGGCAGGACCACAGCUCACAAGGAUCCCAAUGCCAUCUUCCUGAGCUUCCAACACCUGCUCCGAGGAAAGGUGCGUUUCCUGAUGCUUGUAGGAGGGUCCACCCUCUGCGUCAGGCGGGCCCCACCCACCACAGCUGUCCCCAGCAGAACCUCUCUAGUCCUCACACUGAACGAGCUCCCAAACAGGACUUCUGGAUUGUUGGAGACAAACUUCACUGCCUCAGCCAGAACUACUGGCUCUGGGCUUCUGAAGUGGCAGCAGGGAUUCAGAGCCAAGAUUCCUGGUCUGCUGAACCAAACCUCCAGGUCCCUGGACCAAAUCCCCGGAUACCUGAACAGGAUACACGAACUCUUGAAUGGAACUCGUGGACUCUUUCCUGGACCCUCACGCAGGACCCUAGGAGCCCCGGACAUUUCCUCAGGAACAUCAGACACAGGCUCCCUGCCACCCAACCUCCAGCCUGGAUAUUCUCCUUCCCCAACCCAUCCUCCUACUGGACAGUAUACGCUCUUCCCUCUUCCACCCACCUUGCCCACCCCUGUGGUCCAGCUCCACCCCCUGCUUCCUGACCCUUCUGCUCCAACGCCCACCCCUACCAGCCCUCUUCUAAACACAUCCUACACCCACUCCCAGAAUCUGUCUCAGGAAGGGUAAGGUUCUCAGACACUGCCGACAUCAGCAUUGUCUCAUGUACAGCUCCCUUCCCUGCAGGGCGCCCCUGGGAGACAACUGGACAAGAUUUCCUACUUUCUCCUGAAACCCAAAGCCCUGGUAAAAGGGAUACACAGGACUGAAAA